Molecule: messenger RNA, 1095 nt
Organism: Yarrowia lipolytica CLIB122
Lineage: Eukaryota; Fungi; Ascomycota; Dipodascomycetes; Dipodascales
Biological process (GO): mRNA splicing, via spliceosome
Cellular component (GO): U2 snRNP; U2-type spliceosomal complex
Molecular function (GO): RNA binding
Source: RefSeq, a predicted model, not a curated record
AUGUUCGAGUUUGACCAUGUGACUAGAGGCUGGCGGUUGAUAGAGGAGGAGGAGGAGGACAAGGAGGAGGAGGUGGAGGAUAAGGGAGACGAGUUGGAAGCGGCUCUGGUUGCUGGGGAGACGACGGACACAACUGCGACUGCGAAGGCGGAACCGAGUGGGAGGGAUACGGGCAAAAACCAGCCGGUUUCGGACAAGAAGGCGGUUCAGGAGCAGCUCAAAAAGAGGCGCAAAGAGGUAAUUGAGGAGCGACGGAAUGCGAAAAAGGCUCAGCAGAAGGGCGACAAGCCUCCUCAGAAGGCCAUCUAUGUCAGUGGGCUUCCUUCAACUGCUACCAACGAUGAGCUGGUGGACAUUUUCCAAAAGUACGGAGUGUUGGCCGAAGAUGUUUACACUGGCAAGAAGAAGGCUCGGGUUUAUGUCGAUGAGCAGGGCAAGGGCAAGGGCGACGGUCUGGUGGUUUUUUUCAAGCCCGAAAGCGUGAAAUUGGCGGUGGAUAUGCUGCACAAUCAGCCAGUUUACGUUGGCGACACAAUGGUCACUCUGAAUGUCCAGCCGGCAGUUUUCGACAAGGAAAAGGGCAGUAGCGACAAUAAGAAGCAAGAGACGAAUUCCGGUCCCAAUUACUCCGAAGAAGCCAAGGCCAAGGCCAAGAGGAAGUACACUCAAUUGCAGCAAAGGCUCAACGAUUGGGAUGAGGAGGAGGUCAAACGAGUCAAGACGGAGUCUCGUGAAAAGUCGUCCAAGGUGGUCACUCUCAAACGGGUAUUUACCAUUCAGGAGCUCCAGGAUGACGUGGAUGCCGAAAUGGACAUCAAGGAAGAUAUUUAUAACGGUUGUGGAGCUAUCGGAACAGUCACAAACGUGACUUUAUACGACCUGGAGCCCGACGGAGUGGUGACCGUCAAGUUUGAAAGAGCUUCCGAUGCCGCGGAGUGCGUGGAGAAGAUGAACGGUCGCUUCUUUGGUGGCCAGAAACUCGAGGCAUACAUUGAUUAUGACGAGACCAAGUGGAGAAAGACUAAGGAUCGGGGAGGUGAUGAGGAAGAUGAGGAGAGGCUGGAGAGGUUUGGAGAGUGGCUGGAGGGCGAGUAG